This is a messenger RNA of Homo sapiens (human), 453 nucleotides long. The record is from RefSeq and is a predicted model, not a curated record. Lineage: Eukaryota; Metazoa; Chordata; Mammalia; Primates; Hominidae.
AUGGGAGAGAAAGAGGAAGCCCUGGGCAUGUGUGUGCCAGCACUUGUCAGUGUGCACCUAUGUGUGCAUACAAGGCCAGCGGAGAAGACCUUCAAGCAGCGCCGCACCUUCCAACAAAGAGUAGAUGUCCGACUUAUUCAAGAGCAGCAUCCAGCCAAAAGCCCGGUGAUAACAGAACGAUACCAAGGUGAGAAGCAGCUUCCUGUCCUGGAUAAAACGAAGUUCCUUGUACCUGACGUUCGAGACGUCAACAUGAGUGAGCUCAUCAAGAUAAUUAGAAGGCGCUUACAGCUCAAUGCUAAUCAAGCCUUCCUCCUGGUGGUGAACGGACAUAGCAUGGUGAGCGUCUCCACACCAGUCUCAGAGGUGUAUGAGAGUGAGAAGGAUGAAGAUGGAUUCCUAUACAUGGUCUAUGCCUCCCAGGAGACGUAUGGGAUGAAAUUGUCAGUGUAA